AUGUUCGUGUCGGACCUGGAGUAUGACUCGGACGGGCUGAUGAUCUCAGCUAUGAGCAUGCUCUUAGACGCCGUUGCGAGCACCAAGUUCCCGGUCUAUGAACUAGUCGUCCAGGACAAUGCUCCUGUAGCCCUAGCAGGUCGCUGCUUGAGGCGUUCGCAGCAGGAUGAUCGGAGGGCAAGCUUCGAAAAGCUAGCAUCACUGACCUUAAGGCUGGAGACAUCUGACGACCUGGAAGACGAAGAGGAUGAAGACGAGUAUGAGGAAGAUUCACGUGACGAGGACGAAGAGAUGGAAGACGAGUAUAAGCCAUGGUUGACAACUUUGUCAAAAGCGCUGGGCAUCACCUCCUCCUUGCGCACGAUUGAUCUUAACCUUGGCUACGGUGGGAAGUACAAUGAGGAUCACGUCAAUCCGAAUCUUGGCGCUUAUCUUCGCAACAAUCGUCUGGAGACCAUUGCUCUUACAGGUGGACUCUUCACGCUUCAUGCCCUCAAAGCCCUCCUGGAGCCCCACAAGAACACCCUACGGACCCUGAAGCUCUCAUUCGUCGCCCUUGACACUACAGACGAUUGGCGUCGUAUGUUCAGAUGGAUAGCACAAACCAUGAACAUCGACUGCUUGACACUCUGGGGUGCCGAUACUGGGAUGAGCUGGAGUCUAUACAUGACAGAGGACAGCUAUAAAGCUACGACAGGUAGCGCUACCAUCCAUCAGCACCUUAUGGACCUCGCGCAGAACGCGGUCUUCGAAGGAAACGAGUACUAG
Molecule: messenger RNA, 768 nt
Organism: Fulvia fulva
Lineage: Eukaryota; Fungi; Ascomycota; Dothideomycetes; Mycosphaerellales; Mycosphaerellaceae
Exons: 1
Coding region: 1-768 (255 amino acids)
Source: RefSeq, a predicted model, not a curated record